This is a messenger RNA of Salvelinus namaycush (lake trout), 2541 nucleotides long. Its product is annotated as volume-regulated anion channel subunit LRRC8D-like. The coding region runs from base 1 to 2541 and encodes 846 amino acids. NCBI's taxonomy places the organism in Eukaryota, Metazoa, Chordata, Actinopteri, Salmoniformes, Salmonidae. The transcript has a single exon. Gene Ontology annotation, molecular function: protein binding. The record is from RefSeq and is a predicted model, not a curated record.
AUGUUUACUCUCACAGAGGUAGCCGCCCUGAAUGACAUCCAGCCAACUUAUCGGAUCCUGAAACCAUGGUGGGACGUCUUUAUGGACUACCUGGGUGUUGUCAUGCUGAUGCUGGCCAUAUUUUCUGGAACCAUGCAAUUAACCAAAGACCAGGUGGUUUGCCUUCCCGUCCUGGAACCAGCUCCAGAGGACCCCAGCAGCUUCACGACACCGCAGCCAGAGGAGGGGUCUGGUUCUGGGUCAGGGAACGGAGUAAGCAGGGUGACUCUAGCCGCCGCGCCCCUAAUGAUUAACGAUCUACCGGAUAGUGUUGUUCAUGAGAUCCACUUCACACAGUUUGGUGGUGUUGGACAGCAGCCUCCGCCAACAGGCGUCAGGACAAACCUGGACUUUCAGCAGUAUGUUUUUGUCAAUCAGAUGUGCUACCACGUUGCCCUGCCGUGGUACUCAAAAUACUUCCCAUACCUAGCUCUCAUACACACCAUCGUCCUUAUGGUCAGCAGUAACUUUUGGUUCAAAUAUCCAAAGACUAGUUCGAAAAUAGAGCAUUUUGUGGGCAUUCUGGGGAAGUGUUUUGAGUCUCCUUGGACGACCAAGGCAUUGUCCGAGACGGCAUGUGAGGACUCAGAGGAGAAUAAGCAAAGGCUCACUGGUGCCCAUUCCCUACCAAAACAUUUCUCAACCAGCAGUGAAGAGGGAAGUCCUAACCAGUCCACCCCGAUGCUGGCUAAAUCUGGGGUCAAGUUUACUGCUGAUAAGCCUGUUAUUGAAGUCCCAUGCAUGACCAUACUGGACAAGAAAGAUGGAGAGCAGGCCAAGGCCUUGUUUGAAAAGGUUAGGAAGUUCCGUGCCCACGUGGAAGACAGUGAUUUGAUCUACAAGCUCUAUGUUGCUCAAACUGUGAUCAAAACCGUGAAGUUCAUUUUGAUCUUGUGUUACACAAUGACAUUUGUUGCUUCAAUUGACUUUGACCAUGUGUGUGAGCCUGACAUAAAACAUUUAACCGGAUACUCUAAAUUCCAAUGCACACAUAACAUGGCAUUCAUGUUAAGGAAGCUGCUUGUCAGCUAUAUUUCCCUCGUCUGUAUAUAUGGCCUCAUCUGCAUAUACACUCUCUUCUGGCUGUUUCGACGACCUCUCAAGGAGUACUCUUUCGAGAAAGUCAGAGAGGAGAGUAGUUUCAGUGAUAUUCCUGACGUGAAGAACGACUUUGCGUUCCUCUUGCAUAUGGUCGAUCAGUAUGACCAGCUGUACUCAAAGCGUUUUGGCGUCUUCCUCUCUGAAGUCAGCGAGAAUAAACUGCGAGAGAUCAGCUUGAAUCACGAGUGGACCUUUGAGAAACUGAGACAGCACGUAACCCGUAACGCUCAGGACAAAUUGGAGCUCCAUCUCUUCAUGCUGUCAGGUCUGCCAGAUGCUGUCUUCGAUCUGACCGAUUUGGAGAUCCUAAAGCUAGAGCUGAUCCCAGAGGCCAGGAUAACAGCCAAGAUCUCCCAGAUGAUCAACCUUCAGGAGCUUCACUUUUAUCACUGUCCUGCCAAAGUUGAGCAGACCGCGUUCAGUUUCCUUCGCGACCACCUCCGGUGCCUUCAUGUCAAGUUUACAGACGUAGCUGAGAUCCCCACCUGGGUGUACCUGUUGAAAAGUCUGAGGGAGCUAUACUUGGUCGGGAAUCUGAAUUCUGAAAACAACAAGAUGAUUGGUUUAGAAUCUCUCAGAGACCUGAGACAUCUGAAGAUUCUGCAUCUAAAAAGCAACUUGACGAAGGUCCCAACCAACAUAACAGAUCUCUCUCCACACCUGAUCAAGCUGGUGGUACAUAAUGACGGUACUAAACUCCUGGUACUGAACAGUUUGAAAAAAAUGAUGAACCUGGCUGAACUGGAGCUUCACAAUUGUGAACUGGAGAGGAUUCCCCAUGCUAUUUUCAGUUUGACCAACCUGCAGGAGCUGGACCUGAAAUCCAACAACAUUCGCACCAUUGAGGAGGUCAUCAGCUUCCAGCACCUCAAUAGGCUGAUCUGCCUUAAACUGUGGCACAAUAAAAUCAUCACCAUUCCAUUGUCCAUAAGCCAUGUCAAAAACCUUGAGUCCCUCUACCUUUCGCACAACAAACUGGAAUCUCUGCCCGUACCUUUGUUUAACCUGCUGAAGCUGAGGUAUCUGGACGUUAGCCACAACUCCAUAGUGGUGAUCCCUCUGGAGAUCGGCUUCAUGCAGAACCUCCAGCACUUUGCCAUUACAGGAAACAAGGUGGAGGUGGUACCCAAGCAGCUGUUCAAGUGCACCAAAUUGAAGGCACUAUGUCUGGGACACAACUGUAUCUCUGUCCUUCCAGAGAAGAUUAGCAAUCUGGUGCAGCUAACAAACCUGGAGCUUAAGGGAAACUGUCUGGACCGCCUGCCAGCCCAGCUAGGCCAGUGUCAUCUCCUCCGCAGGAACUGCCUGGUGGUGGAGGACCACCUCUUUGACUCACUCCCCCUAGACGUCAAGGAGAGUAUAAAUCAGGAAGCCAACGUUCCCUUUGCUAAUGGGGUGUGA